AUGGGCAAUUCUGUUCCUUCUGGGGAAGCGGGCUACCGGGUGCUGCGGAUACACCCGGGAAGCCCCGCGGAAGCAGCAGAUUUGGAAUUGUUUUUUGACUUUGUUGUGCAAAUCGAAAAUGAGGUUUUGUGCAGCCCGGAGGUGUCUGUACAGUCCGUGCUGAAGCGCAUUGAUGCAGCAGACGGCAGACCCAUACACCUUACGGUGUACAACGCUCGCCACAGAAUGAACCGAGGCAAGGGUUUAGGAGGUGUGCAUCCAGCCCGCGCGAGCAGCAGCAAGUGCUGUGUGCUAGGGAAAUCCCAAAUCCCAAACCACGACGUCUCUACACAGGUGUGCAUCCAGCCCGCGCGAGCAGCAGCAAGUGCUGUGCUGCUGGGCAAAUCCCAAAUCCCAAACAACGACGUCUCCACACGUAGGUCGGGCGCGCCCGUCGUCGUUCACGACACACGAUCCCAAAUCCCAAAUCCCAAAUCCCAAAUCCCAAACGACGACGUCUCCACAC
Messenger RNA from Eimeria necatrix, 505 nucleotides. RefSeq lists its product as hypothetical. The record is from RefSeq and is a predicted model, not a curated record. Gene Ontology annotation, molecular function: protein binding. The annotation marks the transcript as partial. The transcript has 5 exons. NCBI's taxonomy places the organism in Eukaryota, Apicomplexa, Conoidasida, Eucoccidiorida, Eimeriidae. Gene Ontology annotation, biological process: Golgi organization. Gene Ontology annotation, cellular component: Golgi apparatus.